Messenger RNA from Epinephelus moara (kelp grouper), 825 nucleotides. Its product is annotated as proprotein convertase subtilisin/kexin type 5-like. NCBI's taxonomy places the organism in Eukaryota, Metazoa, Chordata, Actinopteri, Perciformes, Serranidae. The record is from RefSeq and is a predicted model, not a curated record. Gene Ontology annotation, biological process: peptide hormone processing. Gene Ontology annotation, cellular component: trans-Golgi network; Golgi membrane. Bases 487 to 810 code for a protein of 107 amino acids. Gene Ontology annotation, molecular function: serine-type endopeptidase activity. The transcript is spliced from 2 exons.
CUCUCCAGAGUGUCAGCUAGUUAUUUGUGGGGAGGCGCUGUAGCCAUUUCGCCACAUGAAAGCCCGAUGAGCUGAACGACCAACAUCCGAGUUGUUCGUGGAGAAGAGAAAUCAGCUUCGAGGAGCUCCGCGCGCACACAGGCGUACACGAACUCGCGCGCAAACACGCACGGCGCUCAGACACGUACACUUCCUCCUCCUCCGCCGUGGAAAAAAGAGAGAGAGAGGGACAGAGAGGGGACACGAAACGCAAACUUCCAACUCUCCCAUGUGGAAAGCAGAGGUUUGAGGAUAAGGUAUAUUUUUUCCUCCUUGGGGCUCCGUUCCUUCCCCCCUCUCUCCCUCUCUUUCUCUCUCUUUAAGUGUUUUUGCCCGGAUAGUUGUGUUUCUAUGAGAGUCUUGUUCGGCGAGGAGAGAAGUUUGGUUGUUUGCCUGGUCGGCUGAGGAGGAGGAGGAGGAGAAGAGUCGGGUUAAAAGUGGGGGAAGAUGGUCCGCAACGCCGCCUGGAGAAGAAGCUUACUAUGCGUCCUGGCGCUCAGUCUCAGCUUUGCGUCCCCGCCGUGCAAUGCUCGGAUUUACACCAACCACUGGGCAGUCAGGAUAGCCGGUGGACCCGAUGUGGCCGAGCGGAUAGCGGAUAAAUAUGGCUAUAGGAACAUGGGACAGAUUGGGGAUCUCAAAGACCACUAUCACUUCUUCCAUAGCCGGACCAUCAAGAGGUCGACUUUGUCCAGCCGCGGUCGCCAUAGUUUCAUCUCAAUGGAGCCCAAGGUAAGUCCGUUGUGCUGUUUCAUGAACCACAUUAGUUAAAAGAGUGUAUGUUUC